CAAUGUUAGAAGCUGAAAGAAAAUAAGGAUAAUUUCCUAUGUUGGAGAUGUCUCACUUACUCUAUGGUGGGAAAGAAUAGUUUGAUAAGUUUAUUGAGAGAUAAAGCUUCUUUGAUAAUCAUCCUAUGUUUAAAGUUAAUCACGAUUUCUUUAAUUUGUCAAGAUAGGAUCAAGUUUAUUUGUUUUUAUAUAAUUAAGAUUCUAUUAAAUGCAGAAAAAACAGUUGAAGCAAUGAAGAAAAUUUCUUUGGAAGAUCCAAAUUACUACACACCAAAUGUAUUGUGUCCUUAAGGUAUAUUCAUAUCAACAGUUCAUUUUGCAAUGGUGAUACCUGCCUUUUAAGUUUUGGCAUCUGAUGAAUAGAUUAAAAAAUGGAUGACUUCACUUAAGAAUUUUAGUGCAUUUGGAUGUUAUGCUUAAACAGAAUUAGGUCAUGGUUCUGAUGUAUAGAAUUUAUAGACAGUAGCAGUUUUUGAUAAAUAAACUUGUGAAUUUGUCAUUCAUACUCCAAAUAUAGAAGCAACAAAAUGUAUUUGUAAUUUAUUAAGACUAGUUUGGCCAGGAGAAUUAGGACUAUAUUGCGAAUUUGCUUUAGUAUUUGCUUAAUUAAUUGUUGAUGGAAAAGGAUAUGGAGUACAUCCAUUCUGGAUUAGAAUAAGAGACAAGGAGACUCACAAACCAUUAUCAGGAAUUCAGAUUGGAGAUAUUGGUCCCAAAAUGGGUUAUGCAGUUAAAGAUAAUGGAUUCAUGAGUUUUGAUCAUUAUAGAGUUCCUUUAGAUAGUUUAUUAAAUAGGUAUAUCAAAGUUAACAGAGAAGGCAAAGUAGAAAGACAAGGUAAUCCUAAAGUAGGUUAUGGAAGUAUGAUGUAUAUGAGAAACAUUUUAUGUGAUCAAUAUACAAAAUUUGCUGGUAGAGCUUUGGCAAUUGCUAUUCGAUAUUCUUUAUAUAGAAAAUAAUUUAAAGAUGAUAAUAAAUAAGAAAUCAGAAUUUUAGAUUAUUAAUGUUAAUAAUAGAAAUUAUUCCCAUUAUUAGCAGAAUUUUAUGCUUGUGUUUUUGGAAGUGUGAAGAUCAAGGAAUUAGUAAAUGACAAUUUUAAUAAAAUUUCUCGAAACAAUGAUUUCAGUUUACUCGGAUUGACUCAUGCAGUAUUGAGUGGAGCUAAAGCUAACUAUACAUAUUUUGUAGCAAAUUGUGCAGAAUGGUGUAGGUUGAGUUGUGGAGGACAUGGAUUUGCUCAUUAUUCUGGACUACCUAUUAUUUUCUUUGAAAUGUCUCCAAAUGUAUCCAAUAUAUAUAUAAUAAAUAGAUUACUUUAGAAGGAGAGAAUACAAUCUUAAAUUUACAAUUAGCCAGAUACUUACUUAAAUAAUUGUAACACAUUGUUUCAAAACCAACUGCAGUUCCUUCAUUUUUUAAGUUUCUAUCUAUCGAAACAGCAAAAGUAGAUGAUGUCACCUCUCUAGACGGUUUGGUUACACUUUUAGGAUUGAAUUGUGCUAAUUUGACUAAAUAUGCAGCCUAAAAAUUGAUGUCUAAUCCUGAUUUAAAAGAAAGUUGGGAUACUAAAUCUGGAAUCGCUUUAGCUAAAGCUGCAUCCACAUUCAUUCCUUAUUUCAAUAUGCUUUGUUUCGUAGAUACUAUUAACAACAAGGCUAAAGACACUAAACAAAUUUUAACUGUUUUAGCUAGAAUCUAUGGCAUCACUAUGUUGUUGAAUAACAUGUAAGGAUUACUAUUAAGUAAAUAUAUUUAUCCAAGAAAUAGAAAAUUAACUUAGUAGUCAAGACAUAACAACCCUUUAAGACACAAGAGAACAACUCUACCCCAUCAUCAGAUUAAAUGCUUUAUGUUUAGUCGAAGCUCAAGGAUUGACUGAUAAUUCCUUAUAAAGCUUGAUAGCACCUAAAGAAGGUGAUGUUUAUGUCAACAUGUACAACUUUGCUUCAAAGGAGAAUUCAUUAAAUAAACAAUAAGUACACAGCGGGAUCAAUUAUAUCUAAAAAAUGAGAGAAGUAAAUGCUAAAUUAUGAUUUCUAACAU
Paramecium sonneborni is the source of this 2041-nucleotide messenger RNA. The record is from the annotation of a GenBank genome assembly. NCBI's taxonomy places the organism in Eukaryota, Ciliophora, Oligohymenophorea, Peniculida, Parameciidae.